Molecule: messenger RNA, 3217 nt
Organism: Chlamydomonas reinhardtii
Lineage: Eukaryota; Viridiplantae; Chlorophyta; Chlorophyceae; Chlamydomonadales; Chlamydomonadaceae
Exons: 7
Coding region: 207-2828 (873 amino acids)
Biological process (GO): protein localization to ciliary inversin compartment
Cellular component (GO): ciliary inversin compartment
Molecular function (GO): protein binding
Source: RefSeq, a predicted model, not a curated record
UGACAUCGCCGAUUCGCCUCUCAGUUGUUCAGAUAUCAUCUUGUUUGUGAGAUAAGACGUCAAGAUCAUUUAGCGGGGCUCUGGGUCGCGGUGGAGGAGCUGAAGUUACUGCGCGUCCGUGGCGACUCUUCGAGGAGCCCAAGGUCUAGGCCGUCAGGUUCAGCCGAAGCCGGCGAGCUUACCAUAUCUCACAGGACUCAUUAUAGAUGACGUAUUACGUCGUGGGCCGGGACUGGCCCGACAACUUCUACGCCACGAAUGCCAAAUGGCCCGCCCCCAAUCAAUGGUGGAGGAACCCCGACCGCCAUGCGAAUGAGUCCCUCACGGCGAAGUUCCGGGCAUCCCAGGUGGAAAUGAAGAAGGCACGAGAGAUUGAGGAGCGCGAGGCUGCGCGGAAGGAGUCCAGGAAACUGAAGAAGCAGUUGUUUCAGGCCAUCGUGCAGAGGGAUACGCUCACGGUACGGCAGCUACUGAAGCGCUGUCCGCUUCUUCUGGAGCGCCACACGCCUUUCGGCGCUACUCCGGUGGCGCUUGCGGCGGCAGUUGGAGACCCCUCCACCGUGGACCUGCUGCUGGCGGAGGGCGCUGACGUGGCGGAGGGCGACCGCGUGGGCGCCACGCCGCUCAUCGCCGCCGCCGGCCGCGGCCACACGGCCGUGUGCAGCCUGCUGCUGGGCUCGCGGCAGGGCGGCAACCGCGGCCGCGCCUACCUGCUGCGGCAGACCACGCGCGGCGGAGAGACGGCGGUGCACGCGGCGGCCAAACACGGGCACCUGGACACGCUGCAGGCGCUGUUGGCGGCAGGAGGCGACCCGGCAGCGGUGGACAAGGAGGGGCGCGAUUGCCUGAUGAUGGCGGCCGCAAACGACCAUCCCAACGUCAUGUCCGACCUGAUCCACACCUGCGGCGCGCACCCCGCCCGCGCCGACGCCCAGGGCCGCAACGCGCUGAUGCACGCCGCCGGCUGCGGCUCGCUGCAGGCGGUUCAGCUGCUGCUGGGGCUGGGGCCGCAGCUGACGCCGCCGCUGGAACUGGGGGCGGCGGACGUGCACGGCUAUGGCGCGCUGCACCACGCCUGCCUGGGCGGGUCCGUGGAGGUGGUGGAGGAGCUGACCAAGCACGGGCUGGCCAUCACACCUGACGACCCCAAUUCGUUGGCCCUGCUGCGGCUGGCGGCGCGGGCGGGACACGCCGGGGUGGUGCGGUGGAUGCUGGGGUCCGGCGUGGGUCUGCGCGAGGUUAUGGAGGACGGCAACCACAACCCGGUGUUCGCGGCGGUGCGCGGAGGCAGCGCAGAGGUGGUGGAUGCGCUGCUGGCGGCGGGCGCACGUGUCGACCCCCGAGAUAGCAAGGGCCGCACGCCGCUGGGCGUGGCUGCUGAGGCGGGCGACACGGCGCUGUGCCGGCACCUGGUGGCCGCCGGCGCCAGCCUGCUGGCCGCCGACACGCACGGCCGUGUGCCGCGGCGCCUGGCGUACCUGGCCAACCAGCGCGGCACUGCAGAGGCCCUGUCCGGCAUGGCACGGCUACGGCACCUGGUGGCCGACGACGACAUGAGUGAGGUGGCGGAUGGCGGCGGCCCCUGGCUGCCCGACACGCUGCCGCCCGACCAGCUGGUGCCGGACCACCGCCCACUGCGGCGGCAGGAGGCGCGCGACGCCAAGUUGGAGCCCCAGCAGCAGCGGAGGCAGCAGGGUGGAGGCAGCAGCACGGAAGGAGGCGGAAGCGUCAGCGGAAGCGCCGGAGCCGGCGCGGCAGGUGACGGCAGGGCCGUGGACAGUGUGGCCGGCGUGUCAGAGGAGGCCGGUGGGUAUGGGGCCGGGGCGGCGGCGCCGGCGACGCUCCGGCUGCGGGGUGCGGCAGCGAUGGAACCGGUGGUGGAGGAGCGCGACGAGGAGGCGCUCGUAGCGGCGAUGAGGGGGACAGACGCAGCAGGGUCGGCCUCACGGCCUGGGACGGCGCAGAGCUCCCUACGGCAUGACCCGGUGCCAUCCCGACCAGCCACGCCGCCCGGUCCAGGGCCCGCUAGCGCGGCGCCGCCGCCACCGUUGCCGGCAGCACCGCCGGCGGCGGCGGCUCUGACUGCCGCGCAGCUGCCACCUGCGCACGGCUUGGAGCGGUCUGUGUCAUUCUCAGAGCCGGUGGUCUCAGCACCCGCAGCUUCCCACGCAGCGCCCGCUCCGCCGCAAUCCGCGCGUGCGCCUCACACAUCUGUGGCGGCGGCGGGGACGGCGGGGGCCUCCGGCAGCCAGCGGAGCCUCUUGGACCACCACCAGGAGCAGGAACCAUCGGACAGUGCGCACGGCGGCGUUGGGGCUCUGGGUCAGAGCCAGGGCUCACAGCAAUGGGCUGGUGCCACGGGGGGCAGCAUGCAGCACGGGGGGCAGGAUAAUUGGGCGGGCUUCAGCCAGGGUGCCGGCAGCGCGCAUGGCCCAGGUGGCACGCCUGAGUGGGCGGCGGUGAUGGCGGCGGCUGGGCCGACAGCUGGCGAAGCCGGUCCCGGCGAGAGGGGUGGGGGCACCAUGGGCUCCGCCGGCCCUGGCGUUUUUGACAAGCCGGGUGCAGGUGCUGGCGGCUUUGGACCUGGCGACUCGGGUCGCUGGGGCGGGCAGGGUGUCGCCGGGUCCAUGGGCGCACCUGGGAGUUCCCAGCGGAUUGGGGCGCAGUGGGAUCCUGAGGACUCACUGGCGGCACUGGUGCCUCAGUUCCCCGCACCUGGGCCCGGGGGCGUGGUGGACGAGUGGGCGGGAGCGGACAGCACGCAGGAUGCCGCGGCGUGGGCUGCAGUCAUGUCGUCCGCGGCGUCAGGCGGUGGCGAGGACUCCUAGAUUUACACAGCGUAAACGCCAGCUGCAGGAUGGUGCUGAACUGCCGAUAGUGCGGUCAGGCCGACCGAUAAGGCUGGCGCAACCGCGAGUUGCAGGGUUAGGCAGGAUGCUGCAGUGCCCGUGGGAGUGCCCGCAUGCGUAGCUCAUUCAGCUUAGCCGGGGGGGGGGGGCUGUGUUGUUCUAUAGAGACUUUACAAUCGCGGUGUGGCAGAUUGACGAGGGAUAGCAAGCCUCGUGGGUCCUCUGGCGCUCCCUGCCGUACGGCGCCACUGCCGACUUCACGCAAUGUGACUUCACUAUGCAGUCCUCUGAGUCCUCCAAGGCACCAACUGUAAAGCUAACUGAUGAUGGGGCUCACGUAUACAGUAUAAGUGUAAAUCUACUCGAGC